Messenger RNA from Meyerozyma guilliermondii ATCC 6260, 1524 nucleotides. RefSeq lists its product as uncharacterized. The transcript has a single exon. Lineage: Eukaryota; Fungi; Ascomycota; Pichiomycetes; Serinales; Debaryomycetaceae. The record is from RefSeq and is a predicted model, not a curated record. Gene Ontology annotation, molecular function: protein binding. Gene Ontology annotation, cellular component: plasma membrane. The coding region runs from base 1 to 1524 and encodes 507 amino acids.
AUGCACCACAGUCUUGGUGAAAUAAAUCUGGUUUACAACGGCCAGAAAUUAGCCAUACAUGCCGAACUUAAGGAGUGGGAUAUUCAAAGCUAUCCUAUCUUAUCAUACCAUGAUAUUCAUUUGAAGGUCACUUGCCUCUCCCUCGCACCGCAUUUCGAUUUUGGUAUUUGUAUUGAUUUGAAUAAUUUCCCGAAAUUGGAGACUUUCUACGGCGUGAAUUGGGAGAUGAUCGUUGACCACGAGCACCCCAGCUUGAAGGACUUAUAUCUCGACCUGGUGACUUUCAGGAAAUUACCGAUCAACUUGAAGACGUUGGUAGCAUCUUCUUCGUGCACCAUAGAAAUGAAUGAAGACCAUCCAAAACUACCCGCUCUCAGGGUGUUGGUUCUAGAAGGCACACAAGAGUCCGCCUAUUACUCCAUGCUACUCCAGAUACUUUGGAACAAAGAUUUGGAACAUUUUUCGUAUUGCACUGAAAAUGCGACAAAUAAGGAUGAAAUUUUCUCCAUGAUUGGCCCUAAAGUGAAACAUUUUGAAUUUUUUGGUAGAUUCUCGUCCAGAAUUCCCACGCUGUUACGCUCUUUAUACAAUCAUGGGGGUAAAAAGUCUAACAUGACAGCUUUCACUCAUAUGACUUCCCUUACAUUGGAUCUGCCACAAGGUUCUAUCGCCCAUUUAAGAUUUCCGCCCAACUUGCUAAAACUUUCCAUUACAUUUGGCAAGUUUAAAGAUUUGGCCAAAGUCGAUUUUCCCCCUAAAAUAGUUGACCUCGCGCUAGAGUUUUGUGACAUUACUCUGGCAGCAGGCUGGCUAAAACCAGCCGGAUUGAAGAGACUUUCACUUUCAGGAAAUAAGCUUUCAUCAUUUAAAGUCGAUCUUCCUUGCUGUGAAUUUUUGUACUUGAAAGACAAUUCUUUAACGGAUGUGGAGAUUGAAGCUCCAGCUCUUGAGCAUAUUGACAUAAGCGAAAAUAAGUUGACUUCUUUUCCCUCACUUCCAGGUUGCCUUAAAGUCCUUAUUCUCAGUAACAAUGAGCUAGAUCUUUCUCAGACACCACAAUUGCCUUCUAAUGUCAGGCGUUUAGACCUCUUGGGAGCUGGAACUGGAACUCUUCAAAAUUACACAUUCCCAUCAUCAUUACGUGAACUCCACCUCACGGAAGUAAACUUGUCAGGUAUGAGUGGAGUCAAAUUUGCCAGAGGAUCAAAAUUGAAAUACUUAAACUUGAGCAGUUCUAGCUUAAACAUAAUCGACGACAAUAUGAUCGAGCUACCCCCAGGUUUGGAAAUGCUAGACUUGUUUGGCAAUAACUUGCAAAGUAUAGAUGAUCUCACCAUACCGCAAACAGUUAAAUUUCUAGACUUGGGAUAUAACAAUUUGGAGUCAUUAAAAGUUGAGGCCCAUAUUGAGAUACUAAACCUCAAUGAAAAUCCAAUACACUUAAAUUUCACGGUAGCUAAGAAUCUGGAAUUAAGAGUUCUUGAUCUCAUGGGGAUUGGACUUACAGAGUUCUCAUUUGAUUAA